Molecule: messenger RNA, 2832 nt
Organism: Salvelinus fontinalis (brook trout)
Lineage: Eukaryota; Metazoa; Chordata; Actinopteri; Salmoniformes; Salmonidae
Product: histone-arginine methyltransferase CARM1-like
Exons: 9
Coding region: 76-1218 (380 amino acids)
Biological process (GO): peptidyl-arginine methylation
Molecular function (GO): protein-arginine N-methyltransferase activity
Source: RefSeq, a predicted model, not a curated record
CGUUUCCUGUCGUGAGUGCGCGUCCGACGCUGGAUGUGAGCGCCACAGUGAGCUGUCUCUUCCCACAGAUCGAAGAUGGCGGUGUCGGUGUUUCCCGGCGUGCGGCUCCUCUCUAUCGGAGACGCAAACGGAGAAAUACAGCGUCACUCCGAGCAGCAGCCUCUACGACUGGAGGUGAAAGCCACACAGGACGCGGCCCUGAUCAACCUCUCCAACGCAGAAGAGACAUGCGUGUUCAAGUGUUCGGUCUCCCGGGACACAGAGUGCAGUCGCGUGGGGAAACAGUCGUUCAUCAUCACGCUGGGCUGCAACAGCGUCCUGCUACAGUUCACCUCACCUGCAGAGUUCUCAUCGUUCUAUAACCUCCUGAAGAACUGCCGCGGCCACAGUGGAGAGCAGUCGGUCUUCAGCGACAGGACAGAGGAAUCAUCCGCAGUACAGUACUUCCAGUUCUAUGGCUACCUCUCCCAGCAGCAGAACAUGAUGCAGGACUACGUCAGGACAGGAACCUAUCAGAGGGCCAUCCUCCAGAACCACACUGACUUCAAGGACAAGGUGGUGUUGGAUGUGGGCUGUGGUUCAGGGAUUCUGUCGUUCUUUGCUGCUCAGGCUGGGGCCAGGAAGGUCUACGCUGUGGAGGCCAGCACCAUGGCCCAGCACGCAGAGGUAACAGACACACUAAACUAUGUGAGUUGGUCUGUUCCGCUGCCCUCGGCCUGUGCCAUUCAGGAUAACGAGGGGGGGAAGGGGAGCUCCCUCUCAUGGCGUGUAUGUUGUUGUGUAUGUGUGUGUUUUUGUAGGUACACAGGCAGCACACCCACCCCCCCUCCUGGGUCGCACUACACCUCCCCCUCUGAGACCAUGUGGAACACUGGGGGGGCCUACAGCAUGAGCCAGGGCAUGGCUGUGUCAGGGAUGCCUACAGCCUAUGACCUCAGUACGGUCAUGGGCAGCGGCUCGACGGUGUCCCACAACAACCUCAUCCCCCUCGUGAACACAGGGAUAGUGAAUCACACCCACUCCAGGAUGGGCUCCAUCAUGAGCACCGGAAUCGUCCAGGGAGCUUCUACUGGCCAAUCAGGUCCUAGCAGCAGCAGCAGCUCUAACCAGCAGCAGCAGCAUUAUCCCGUCACCAACCAGUUCACCAUGGGGGGACCCGCCAUCUCCAUGGCCUCUCCCAUGGCCAUCCCUAGCAACACCAUGCAUUAUGGGAGUUAAGACCUCGUCACCCUUCACCUCCGAACCCCUGCAUGACCUCUACUAGCCCCUACCCCCGACCGGCCAGAACCAGAAUACCAAAACCAGUGCUGUCGUGUUGUCCCUUCAGCACCUUCCUUUCUCCUUUACUGUCCAUCUCUCUAUCACUGGAGUUAUUCUCUCAUAUCCGUCCCUCCCCGCUGCUCUCUCCGUUUUGAGAGCUGUUCCCCGUCUCCCUCCCUCCCUCUCAUCAUCGUGCAGCAGCUGCUAUGAUAUCACCAGUCCAGCCAGAGGGUGGCAGCACCUCUACGUUCAACUGACAGACUGAUCAGCACAAAGAAUUGGCAGUUUUUCUGAAUGGAGAGCUGAACUGAACUUUGUUUGACUGGACCUUUUCAUGCUUUACAGACACAUGUACACCUACACAUACACAUUCAACACAGAGACUUUUGUUGCAAAGAAUAACUCAUUGCACGACUGUACAGCAGGUAUCAUCUCCUUUUUCCGGGUUCCCUCCCUCUUCUCCCUUUUGGACAUUUCGCCUCCCCUAGUGCCAGUGCGAUGCCCCAUCCUUCCCCCUCCUCCACCAAACACUCGCAACCCCAUCCACUACAGCCAGUCGCUAUCCCCCCUCCCCUUAUCGCUGGAUUGGAUGUCCCCCACUACAGAUCUGCACUGAAAGGAUAGGGGGCUUUCCUGUACAGUAGAACACUAUGAACACCCCUCACUGACGCCAUUUUGUUUUCAUAUCGAGGAACUUCUCCACCUGCCUGUAGAGCCUCUCUCCUUAAACGGCCCCAUUCCAGAGUGAUAGCUAGCUCCCCCCAAGGUGUUUGUCUGGUCAUCCAUAGUGGUAGUCUUUAGCCUAAGUCUACUGGGCUAUCUCAAAAGACACCCUAUUCCAUAUAGAGUGCUCUACUUUUGACUAGAGCCACAUGGACAAAUGAAGUGCACUGUAUAGGGACUAGGGUGUCAUUUGAGAUGUAGCCUAGAUGUCAUUGUGUAGGAGAACCCUGUAAAACGGGAUCUUGAAGAACACCAACUCUGGAACUCUGUUAGAACCUCGCCAAUGAGCUUCGAGGACACAGCAGCAGACCCGGCCCCCCACUCCCCUUCAUAGCCAAUCGGGAUUGCAGUGAGCCGAUGGUAUUGGUGGAAGCAGGAUGAACCCACAGAAAGACAGACUGACAGUAUGGACCAAGGACACUGAUGUCGGCCGUUGGAGCAGCUGUAUCCUAGUUUACAUUCUUCCCCGGUUUCCUUUCCUUCAUUUUGAGAGUGCCGUUCAGACUGAGGUGGGGAGUUCGGGAUAGAGUCACCUCUUUCCCUAUGAUAUCCAGACUCUAACAUAUCUAAACCUCUCCUCCCUCCUUUCCCGGGCAAGUUGAUUGCCCAACCUUCAGACAAAGACUUAAUGGACAUGUAUGCAUUGCUUCCAGUCACAAUUUGUGGACUGAGUUUAAUUACAUUUUUUUGAUUUAGCAAGUUUUAUGAAGAGAAAAUGUCUUGCUAGUUUGUAGGGUUAACUUUUCAGUUGUCUUUAUUUGUUUUAUUUCUUUCACAGAAAAGCAACAAACAAAAAACAAGUAUAAAAGGAGUCAAUUAAAUGUUGGUGGAGAAGUCCCCCAAAAAAUA